Molecule: messenger RNA, 870 nt
Organism: Closterium sp. NIES-65
Lineage: Eukaryota; Viridiplantae; Streptophyta; Zygnematophyceae; Desmidiales; Closteriaceae
Source: the annotation of a GenBank genome assembly
AUGCCCAUUCAAAUCCAACACCCCUUCCCCUCUACCCUACCCCCCUGCUCGUUCCCGCACCUCGCCUGCUCAUCCCCGCUCCCUGACCUCUUCGUCCCCGCACCCUUGCCUGCUCCUCCCCGCUCACUCACCUCCUCGUCCCCGCACCCUCGCCUGCUCCUCCCCGCUCCCUCACCUCCUCGUCCCCGCACCCUCACCUGCUCAUCCCCACUCCCUCUGCCUGCUCGUCCCUGUUCCGACCCCAAAACUUACACAUAUAAUCGAAGAAGAGAGACUCACACGGGUACAAUGAACGGGUUUGUGGCGGAGCAUGGGGUGGGAGGUCAUGAAGGGGAAGGAGCAGCCUACCCAGGAGAACCGACAGGGGAAGGGAGAGGCUACGCACAAGGGGAAGGGGGAGGAUACGCGACAGGGGAAGGGGGAGGAUACACGACGGGGGAAGGGGGAGGAUACGCGACGGGGGAAGGGGGUGGAUACGCGACAGGGGAAGGGGGAGGAUACGCGACAGGGGAAGGGGGAGGAUACGCGACAGGGGAAGGGGGAGGAUACGCGACGGGUUCAUGGGGGGGAUACGCGCAAGGGGAAGGAGGCGAAUAUGCGACAGGGGAAGGGGGAGGAUACGCGACGGGUGCAGGGGGAGAAUACGCGAAAGUGCAAGGGGAAGGAUACGAGCAAGGGGAAGGGGGGGGAAACGAGACAGGGGUAGGGGGAGGAUACGCGACCGGCACACAAGGAGAAUACGAGACAAGGGAAGGGGAUGGGUACAAGGGCGAGGAAGGGGGCGAGGACGGGGGAGAGGAAGGGGGAGAAGACGAGGGAGAGGAAUGGGGGGAAGAAGAUGCGGAGAUAACUACUACAACGGGAGCUUAG